AUGUCCCACCUCAAAGAACCCGGUUUCAAGACCAGCGACGUCCUCGCCUCUCUGUCCGAGGUGUUCGAAAAAAUGCCCGAGGCGGAAAAGAAGAGUCAAAUCAAAAAGACCAACGGCGUUUUCCAGCUCAACGUCAAGAACACCCAGGGAAAGGAAGCUAUCUGGGUGAUCGAUUUGAAGAACGAAGGCAAAGUUUCGAAAGGUUCAGCCAAGAAGCCUGAUGUUACCAUCACCCUCAGCGACGAUACCUUUAUGGGUUUGGCGGAUGGCAAGGUCAAUGCCCAGAAGGCGUUUAUGACUGGUAGCUUGAAAGUCAAGGGAAAUGUGAUGCUCGCUACCAAGCUUGAUGGUGUUCUCAAGAGCGCCAAGGCAAAGCUGUGA
Messenger RNA from Cryptococcus wingfieldii CBS 7118, 381 nucleotides. RefSeq names its product sterol-binding protein. NCBI's taxonomy places the organism in Eukaryota, Fungi, Basidiomycota, Tremellomycetes, Tremellales, Cryptococcaceae. Bases 1 to 381 code for a protein of 126 amino acids. The record is from RefSeq and is a predicted model, not a curated record. Gene Ontology annotation, cellular component: cytosol. The transcript has 10 exons.